Anoplophora glabripennis (Asian longhorned beetle) is the source of this 1568-nucleotide messenger RNA. RefSeq lists its product as uncharacterized. The transcript is spliced from 4 exons. Lineage: Eukaryota; Metazoa; Arthropoda; Insecta; Coleoptera; Cerambycidae. The record is from RefSeq and is a predicted model, not a curated record.
AUGGAGGUGGAGGUACGAGAAGAGGCGUCCGUAGGACGCUCCACGGGAGACUCCACCAAACUGGUCAACAACACACCCACCUACGCGGGGGCAGAUGCACCAGUUAUCAUAGUCCGUGUCGAGGAAGUGCUGCUCGUGGUCCUGGUGCUCAUCAUUUGGGUGGCGGCCAUCGCCCUCUUCUUCAACCGCUGGGGCAAGAUCCGCAUGUUGGAGCCCUACCAGCCGAAGUUCCACCAGCAGCCGCACCGCCCCUCUUGCCCGCUGGCCCCCCUUAGCCCCCCCGGCUUGCCCAACCAAGUGAGCCUCAACAACACAUUACCAAGGACUCAGAAACCGACCACUGCAAGAAUGUCGUUCUCGAAGUACAACGUCAACGCCUUGACAGACCCCCUUUCGGCCCUUCCAUCGCCCAUCAUCCGCCGACCCCGUCAGAACUCGGUGUUCGUGGGCAGCUCCACCAUAGCCAUGCUGAACCCGCCCCCGCGACGGGUGAAGUCCGCCAUCGACAUCCAGCAUCUCGUGGUUAACGAGCACAGUCCCACAGCAUCACUUACAGGUAAUAAGAAAUGAUCCAUCAUCCCCAUCCUCAACAAGGAACGCAGACCGUCGCUGAUCACCAUCGAGAGGCCCUACUACGUCUCUCGCCACCGGCCUUCCAUCACCAUCGACAGACCUCUCAUCCCCCACCACCAGUUCCGGACCCGGAGGUCCUCCUGUUUCGUGGAGAGACCGCAGAGCCGGCACCGGAACUUCAUCAGCUUCGAUGCACCGGGAAGGAAGACGCCUCCCAUAUCCGAACGGCCUUCAUGCAGCUACCACCCCACCAUCAGCUUCGAAACUCCUUUGGAGGUCUCAGAGACCAACGAGUGCACCGGCGCGAAGCCCAAGAUAUCGCGCAGCUUCGAACAACCCCACAGGGACAAGCCGAAGCCGGAAAGGAUGGCCAACAGUUUGGACGUGAGCUUCAGCUUCGACAGGAGGUGUUCUAUACCGGAAGAGGACAGGUCUUCUCCGAUUUUCAUUAAUUUGGACGAGAGUAGGAUCACGGCGCCUCUGCUGGAGGGGUUGAAGAGUUCGGAUGUGUGAUAAAUGUUACGUUUGUGUUUCGUUUCUGAUCUAUUUUUGUAUUUUGUAUCGUAGCAAGUUCAUUGGUGCUUCACCUUUCUAUUAAAGUGUAGUGUUUUGUUGUUGGUAACCAACAUGUAACUGCAUCCCCUUGGUAGAGGAAAAAUAGAUACAGCCUUUUUAAAAGUAGUAGUCAAAAGACGAUAGCACUGUACUAUUUUUCCUUCACCAAACCGGAGUUUUUGUAAUAGGUGAAAUUUCAAAGCACAAAACUAUGAUUUCCCUUUGCUCAAAACUAUCUUCACCAGUUACGAAGAAUUUAUACAAAGAUGUAUCUAGCAUGCCUUCAUGAAACCUCUAAAAAACGAAAAGCUUUAAAAUCUGUUCGUGAGUAACGUCGUGGUAACGUCAAAUAAUUAUAGAGUAAAUAUUUAGCAUAUCAUAUUUAAUCUUAACCAAAAAAGAGAGUAUUAAUAAACUAAAUACUGUUAAUUCAAUUUUCU